Phaeodactylum tricornutum CCAP 1055/1 is the source of this 1449-nucleotide messenger RNA. RefSeq lists its product with no specific name. NCBI's taxonomy places the organism in Eukaryota, Bacillariophyta, Bacillariophyceae, Surirellales, Neidiaceae. The record is from RefSeq and is a predicted model, not a curated record. The transcript has a single exon. Bases 1 to 1449 code for a protein of 482 amino acids.
AUGGUUCCCACCGUGACACCGUUGCUACGGUGUGAAGUGGGUGGGCGACUGCGGUGGUUACUGCCUUUGCUGGUCGUGCUGUAUCACCGAGCCGUCGGAGCAUCCGCCGCAGUCACCGACGGGGUUUCCUUCGGCAUGGACUUGCAGUUGCGGAGUUCGGCCGAUUCGGAUCCAUCCAGCAUGAUUGUGCAAUUACUCAACCCGACGAUUCUCUUCCUCGACGACAUCUUUACCGACGCAUUCCCUCAAACCUUUACGCAGGUCCGCUUCACCGUCAACGAGUACGACAUUGCCGCUGCUACCGGUGACAACGUCGACCGAUUCUAUCUCGGCGCCAUUCGACUCAAGGGAACGGCGUACUUUCGAGUGGACGACAAUGAGGAUGCGGUGGACGGUUUGCCUUCGACCGCGCGGGUCGGUGCGGUAGCCGCCCAAGCUUUUCAGGAAUACGAUGUGGAAUACCUCGAGACCUUGAUCGGAACCACGACGGAUCCGUUCCUCAACGGACUCACCUACACCAUUGUCAAGAUCAACGGCGGCGGAGCCGUCAAUCCGGAACAGCCCAGCUCGCUUCCCAGCAGCGACGAGCCGGCCCUGGAGACCUGGAUGAUUGUCCUCAUUGCCGGAACCGCCGUCUUGUGCGCCGUCCUCUGUAGUUGCAUCCUUUGGUUAUGUUGCUGUGUCUCGGACCUGGACGACACCCACGCGGAGCAGCGUUCUACCUACCCCGCCGUCACCAAGUCCGACAGCCGCGGGACCACCAAGACGACCGAGUCGCCGGAGGCCGACUCGUCCGCUCCCGGACGACCGCGAUCCCUCUCCCCCGUGCAUUCCAUUGCCAGUCAAGAUUCCUCCAUUUUCACCUACAACCCGCGUUCCACCACCCGCGCACGCUCCGUGGACAAGCAAGCCUUUGCGUCCUUCGCGUCGCAAACGACGGAUAUGGACAUGGAACAGUGGCAGCAAAAUUCCGUAUUGGGCGGUAGUUCUGCCGACACCAGUAUGGAUCGCAGCAACCACGAUUCCAGUUCCAGUCUGCCCUUUGGCAACGAUAUUUCUGCCAUUGAAAACAAGAAGGAUCUCUCCUUGAUUGCCGAAGGCACCGACGAGGAUUCCGCCACGCCGCUCAAGCCGGAAGAAUUGAUGCAGUUGCAAGCCCAGCAACUCGCGCUCGCCGCGCACAAUAACAACAACGCGCGGGAACAGUCUCGGUCCUAUCUCUCCCAAGCUGCGCUCGAAGACUUGGAACAGGGCCGCCGACAGCGACAACAACAGCAGCAACGCGAAUCAGACUCGAACCUUUCCAUACUUGCGCGACAGCCGCCACAGGAUGCCACUAAUCACGUCAUUCAGGAUCUCCACGAUUUGAGUUACGAGAUUGCCCAGAUACGGUCCGUCAAGUCCGCGGACAGUAGUCGAGGAAGAGGCCGCAGUCGCCGUCGUUCCUAA